Pseudomyrmex gracilis is the source of this 1020-nucleotide messenger RNA. RefSeq names its product heme oxygenase 2 (gene Ho). NCBI's taxonomy places the organism in Eukaryota, Metazoa, Arthropoda, Insecta, Hymenoptera, Formicidae. The transcript has 3 exons. Bases 182 to 970 code for a protein of 262 amino acids. The record is from RefSeq and is a predicted model, not a curated record. Gene Ontology annotation, molecular function: heme oxygenase (decyclizing) activity. Gene Ontology annotation, biological process: heme oxidation.
GCGGCUGACGACGAUGGACGUCGAUGUUGCGGGCGCAGUAUUUUCCCGACAAUUUUCUUAUAACGUGACAGCUGAGAAAUCGCGCGAAGAAUUGGCGAUUUGACGGUGUGUGACGAAUUUGUGUCUUGAUAUACAAUAGGCUCCUUUAUAACACGCAUUAUUCAGAGUUCACUCAAUCAAAAUGGAUAACACAAAAGACGAGAAUUUUUGCAAAAAAAUGGCAAAAGCUACCAGGGAAAUACACUCAAUCAGCGAUGCUCUUGUAAACGCAAAACUGGCAUGUGGACUGUUCAACGAUUCUAUAUGGGCUGAUGGUCUUCUGGUUUUCUACGAGAUCUUUCGUUACCUAGAAGGUGCAAUGAUUAGAUUAAAGAAUACAAAGAUUGGAUUACUUCCUCUCGCCGAGCUUCACCGUACAGAAGCUUUUGAGACAGAUCUCGAUCACUAUUUAGGAAAAGGAUGGAGGAAAAACUAUAGUCCUAGGGAGAGUGUCGUCAAAUAUCUAAUACAUUUGAGAGAAGUGGAAGACACAGAUCCCACUUUACUGAUGGCGUAUAUGUAUCACCUUUACAUGGGUCUCUUCAGCGGUGGUAUUAUUUUGCGCAAAAAACGACAGCUUAUGCAGAAAAUCUCACCUUUUAAAGGAUCAAACAGUGGUAACAACAUCACAGACUUCGGAGAAAGUAGUAUAUAUGAAUUGAAACGCGACUUGCGUGAAUCGAUGAACAGAAUCGCGGAAUCUCUGGACGAAGAUAUGAAAAAUAAACUUAUCGAAGAAAGUAAAAUAGUCUUUAAAUUGAAUAAUGAAAUUAUCAGAAGUGUACAGACGGGUGGCAACGUUCUAGAGAGUGUAUACCAUUUUACUAUUCAGCUGAUCCGAUUUGCAUUGAUCCUUCUUGUAUUGCUUACCAGUUCUUACUUUAUUAUUCAAUAUUUAUUUAUUUAUUUAAUUAAAUUGCUCUCAUUUUAACGUCAAUUCGUUAAAUAAAACUAUAAUGGACUUUUAUUUUUCAUCAAAAA